AUGCCAAAAUUUUGGGGAGUGCUGAUUCAACAUUGUGUGACGCCUUUAGCAUCCUUAUAUCUCCAUCUCCGCGUCCUCCGGUCUCCUCAGCAUCUCUCCCGUUCGUUUUUGACGCUGCAUCUCGUUGUCGCCGGGUGCAUCGUCCUCCUAGUAUACGUCGCAACUAUGGCAACCACGACUGCGCCGUCCGUGCAGCAGACGAUCGACCGUCUGAGACUGGAGACGGCGACGCUCGAUGAGAUUAGCGCCCAAGAACGGAGCGGAUUUCUGUCCCUUUUUGAGCGCUACUUGCAGGAGAAGGCGAAUGUGAUUCAGUGGGACAAGAUCAAGUCCCCCACUGACCAGGAGGUCGUGCCGUACGAUGACCUUCCUGAAGUUCCCCAAGAUCCAGCGGUGGUGAAGGGGCUGCUGAGCAAGCUGGCGGUGAUGAAGCUCAACGGCGGGCUGGGCACCACCAUGGGCUGCACGGGUCCCAAGUCUGUGAUCGAGGUUCGGAACGGUCAGACAUUCCUGGAUCUGAUUUUGAAGCAAAUCGAGACGUUGAACGCCAAGUACGGGUCGAGCGUGCCGCUGGUGCUCAUGGACUCGUUCAACACACACGACGACACUCUCAAGAUUCUCGACAAGUACAAGGAUUCGGCGGUGAAGAUUAAAUACUUCAACCAGAGCCAGUACCCGCGAGUGGUGGCGGAGGACAACACGCCGUGGCCUGCCAAGGGCCGCAAGGACAAGGCUGCCUGGUACCCUCCCGGGCACGGCGACGUGUUCCCCGCGCUGUGCAACAGCGGCGUGCUGGACCAGCUGCUCGCCGAGGGCAUCGAGUACGUGUUCCUGGCGAACGCGGACAACCUUGGUGCGACGGUGGAUCUGCGCAUUCUCAACUUCAUUGUACAGAACAACAACGAGUACUGCCUCGAGGUGACGCCCAAGACGUUGGCGGACGUGAAGGGCGGCACCAUCAUCAACUACGACGGCAAGCUGCAGGUAUCGGAGUUCAAGUCCAUUGAGAAGUUCAAGAUCUUCAACACCAAUAACAUAUGGCUCAACCUGGCGGCCAUCAAGAGGCUGGUGGAGUCAGACGCUCUCAAGCUCGACAUCAUCCCCAACCCCAAGGAGGUGGACGGGGUGAAGGUGCUACAGCUCGAGACGGCUGCUGGUGCCGCCAUGAAGUUCUUUGACCGUGCCAUCGGGGUGAACGUGCCUCGCUCGCGCUUCCUGCCGGUCAAGGCCACCUCCGACCUCCUCCUCGUCCAGUCGGAUCUGUACACGGUGGAGGACGGGCUGGUCACGCGCAACCCCGCCAGAACCGCUGCCGCCAACCCCACCAUUGACCUGGGGCCCGAGUUCAAGAAGGUGGCGGAUUUCCAGAAGCGCUUCAAGGCCAUCCCCAGCAUCAUAGAGCUGGACAGCCUCAAGGUGUCGGGCGAUGUGGUGUUCGGGGAGAACGUCACCCUCAAGGGCAAGGUGGCGAUAGAGGCGCCAAAGGAUGAUAAGAUUGUGGUGGCUGAUGGCACUGUGCUGGAGGGAUAG
Closterium sp. Yama58-4 is the source of this 1530-nucleotide messenger RNA. The record is from the annotation of a GenBank genome assembly. Lineage: Eukaryota; Viridiplantae; Streptophyta; Zygnematophyceae; Desmidiales; Closteriaceae.